Sphaeramia orbicularis (orbiculate cardinalfish) is the source of this 1458-nucleotide messenger RNA. RefSeq names its product anti-silencing function 1Ba histone chaperone (gene asf1ba). Gene Ontology annotation, cellular component: nucleus; chromatin. NCBI's taxonomy places the organism in Eukaryota, Metazoa, Chordata, Actinopteri, Kurtiformes, Apogonidae. The record is from RefSeq and is a predicted model, not a curated record. Bases 262 to 855 code for a protein of 197 amino acids. Gene Ontology annotation, molecular function: histone binding. The transcript has 4 exons. Gene Ontology annotation, biological process: DNA replication-dependent chromatin assembly.
UCCUGGGUAGUAGUGUCAAAGCGGCGGGAGAGAGGGAUUAUCUGGCUUUAUAUGUCAUCAAAGCUACUAAUAUUAUUAAAAUAAAGCAGUGAUUAACGUGUAAUUCACCGUCUAAAUAAGUGUAGGGUGAGUUUAGGUAGAAGUGUUUGGUGGGCAGAACUGUGGACAUUUGCCGUGUGUGCUGUAACGUAGCUUUUAAAGCAUUCCCCGGGAAACUGGUUUGAACGUUUGUUUUUGGUCAGUUAGCACCAGUUAGCGGCAAUGGCGAAGGUACAGGUGCUAAAUGUGGCGGUCUUAGACAACCCGAGCCCCUUUAGAAACCCGUUCCAGUUUGAAAUAACCUUUGAGUGCAUGGAGGAUCUCCCUGAAGACUUGGAGUGGAAGAUCAUCUAUGUUGGCUCGGCAGAGAGUGAAGAGUAUGACCAGAUCCUUGACUCUGUGUUGGUGGGCCCAGUACCAGCUGGGAGACAUAUGUUUGUGUUUCAGGCUGAUGCCCCAAACACUGGACUAAUUCCUGAAAGUGAUGCUGUUGGUGUGACUGUGGUACUGAUCACCUGCACAUACCGUGGCCAGGAGUUCAUUCGCAUCGGUUACUAUGUGAACAAUGAAUACACAGACCCUGAGCUUCGUGAAAAUCCACCCAUCAAGCCAAACUACACACAGCUUCAGAGAAAUAUCCUGGCUUCAAACCCACGUGUUACCAGAUUCCAUAUAAACUGGGAAGGCUGCGCAGAGCGACUUGAAGACUCCGAAAAUGUGGAUCCCUCGUCAAACUCCAUGCUCCCUCCAUCCUGUCUCCCAGGCAAGGCCCCACCGUUGGGUAUACUACCAGAUAACUCAAUGGACUGCUUGUAGAGAUGACACCUUCCUGAAAGGUGAUAACUGAGAGCAGGAGACCUACUUUUUAAGAAUGCCUGUGGACGUUACAGUGUGGAUGUACAGACGUCUUUGCCUUACAGCUGCUCUUAUUUCAUUAAGAGUUGUUGUCAAUAACAAACUCUCAACUUGGACUACAGUUUUCCAAGGAAGAUUCUGAACAUCUCACUGAAAAAAUUGUCCCUGAUAGCUGGGGAAGUGUGUUGCCGCGAUACUGAAAGCAAUACUGAAGUAGUUAAAUGGAAGGCAAAAACUAUAAUCGAAGCAAGAAGAACUGAAACAUAACAAAGAGCUGUUGUGUUGUUCACCUUCCUUUAUUCCUUUUGUUGUGCAAAAGGGAUUUGUAACCAUUAAGGGGAUUUCAGCACUGAAGCAAUAGGCAAAGAAUUUACAAUAUUUUGCUGUCCAGGAAUUUGAUAAUCUACCAGUUUUAUUUGUGUUCAAAUUCCUUUUGCACUUAAACAUUUUUCAAGUAGAUUGUGUUUUGGGUGGGCUUUGUACGGGCUUUAUCACAUUCAUUGUUUGUUUGUUUUUUUCUUUUUGCAAUGUUGUGUUCCAAAUAAACUAACAUUGUUUUUGUUA